This is a messenger RNA of Manihot esculenta (cassava), 1634 nucleotides long. RefSeq names its product branched-chain amino acid aminotransferase 2, chloroplastic. The transcript has 10 exons. Bases 119 to 1375 code for a protein of 418 amino acids. Gene Ontology annotation, cellular component: chloroplast. The record is from RefSeq and is a predicted model, not a curated record. Gene Ontology annotation, molecular function: branched-chain-amino-acid:2-oxoglutarate transaminase activity. Gene Ontology annotation, biological process: branched-chain amino acid metabolic process. Lineage: Eukaryota; Viridiplantae; Streptophyta; Magnoliopsida; Malpighiales; Euphorbiaceae.
CAAACCAAAACUCUCACUCAGCCUCCUUUUCCUCUUCUUCCUCCGCCUGCUCGCUCUUCUACGAAAGACACGCUGCUCAUUUCUAUCCCCAUAGAAGAGGACGAGACCGGCAAAGCAAAUGGACUCUACCGCCAUUUCAAGACCUCUCCACCAGAGUUUCCUUCUUUCUCCUUCACGAAACGCUUCUUCUCUCCUUCCUCUUCCUUCAUCUUCUCACCUCUCACUUCAUUUCUCUCCUUCUCCUUCUUCCCUUUCUCUUAAGUUGCAAAAAGAAAAUCUUUCUUCUAAUGCCCUGCAAGCUGUUUACACUUUUAGGCGUGAAGCUACAGUUUCUGAUACUUACGGCAGUGCAACAACUGAAUUAGCCGACAUAGACUGGGACAACCUUGGGUUUGCAUAUGUACCAACUGAUUAUAUGUAUAUCAUGAAAUGUGCUAGAGGUGGAAGCUUUUCCAAAGGUGAAUUACAACGAUUUGGGAAUAUUGAGUUGAGUCCCUCAGCAGGAGUCUUAAACUAUGGGCAGGGAUUAUUUGAAGGCUUGAAAGCCUACAGGAAAGAAGAUGGUAAUAUCAUUCUGUUUCGUCCUGAGGAAAAUGCACUGCGGAUGAAAAUAGGUGCUGAGAGGAUGUGCAUGCCAUCACCUACAGUUGAACAGUUUGUGGAUGCAGUGAAAGCAACUGUCUUAGCAAACAAACGUUGGAUUCCCCCUCCGGGAAAAGGUUCCUUGUAUAUCAGGCCAUUGUUGAUGGGAAGUGGAGCUGUUCUUGGUCUUGCACCUGCUCCUGAGUAUACCUUUUUAACUUAUGUUUCCCCUGUGGGAAACUAUUUUAAGGAAGGUGUGGCCCCCAUUCAUUUGGUUGUUGAGCAUGAAUUGCAUCGAGCAUCUCCUGGUGGUACUGGAGGUGUUAAGACUAUAGGGAAUUAUGCUGCAGUUCUCAAGGCACAAUCUGCUGCAAAAGCCAAAGGAUAUUCUGAUGUUCUAUAUCUAGAUUGUGUUCACAAAAAAUAUCUGGAGGAGGUUUCAUCUUGCAAUAUUUUUGUUGUGAAGGAUAAUGUUAUCUCCACUCCUGCAAUAAAAGGGACAAUCCUACCUGGCAUUACAAGGAAGAGUAUAAUCGAUGUUGCUCGAAGCCAAGGAUUCCAGGUUGAAGAACGACUUGUGGCAGUGGAUGAAUUGCUGGAAGCAGAUGAAGUUUUUUGUACUGGGACAGCUGUGGUUGUUUCACCUGUUGGCAGCAUCACUUACAAGGGUAAAAGGGUGUCUUAUGCAGAAGGUGGUGGCUUCGGUGCUGUCUCACAACAGCUGUACACUGUGCUUACUAGACUACAGAUGGGCCUUACUGAGGACAAGAUGAACUGGACUGUUGAGCUGUAAUUCAGCCAAGUGAAUGAAGUAAUCAGUUCUACUUUCAUUUUUUUUCCUUUUUAAUUGCAUUUUAAUCUUGUGUAGAGGUUGCACGAACUCCAUUCAUCGUGUGGCAGUUGAAAGCUGUGCACUUUGGUUUGCUAUCUUUUUCAGUGAUAUGUAGAUAGUGUUCUCAGACUUGUAUUUAGUUUUAUUUAGCAUGUUCUUAACUGUAUGUUAAAUGGCUAUGCAAAAAAAUAAAAAAUAAAAAAUUAAUUUUAGCAUUUCA